UUUGACCUGGAAUGAAGUUCUUGCAGAAAUCGACCUUCACAAGGAAAUUCUCUAAGUCUAAGAUAUUGCGAGCUUGCAUGCUGCACCUGUUGCACUGAGAUAAUUGGAGGAGUGUAUUGCAUCCUACUUGUGGAAAACUGCAAGAGAUUUUGUCGAAAUGUCGCUGCAGAUGCAAACAAUGUCGACUAGUGCUCCAUUCUUCAAGCCACCGAUGACAUCGCAGGGCUCCAAUUUCUUCCUCUCCUCCACGCCACAGCGACAACAACAACAAUCUUACACAAAUACCUCACAAAAAGUUUCCAUUGAGAUGGAGCAGCAGUCCAGUGAUAGACUCUCUGCUCUACAUACAAGGCUACAACUUGAAGCAGAAAAAAUCAGAAAAUGGAAGAAUGCAACCGAGUCUGAAAUAAGAGAGAAGGAUAACAAGCUAAAGGAGGCUAGUGUGACAAUUGAAGGUCAGAGAAAAUCGGUAAGUGAACUACAGUUGAAGAAGGAAUCACUUAGUUCACGACUGAGAGAUGAGGUGUCAAACCAGAAAGAAAUCCACAUGAAGAUCAGCUCAACAAGAGAUAUGUGUAGAGCCCUUAACAAUCAUGCUGUACGACUGGACAGUGCUAUUUGCCAAGGAGAACAGGACAGAAGCACACUGACUCUACUGCAUCAGGAGAAAAUGGAUAAAUUUCAGGGACUGCUGCUGAGAUUCCAACAGUUAGAGUGUGGGCAGAGGGAAUGGAUGGACUCACAAGUUCAACUAUUGACUGAAGAGAAGAAAAUUAGUUCACAACUAAGUGUUCAAUGCCACAAUCUGGAACAAGACUUUGGCAGGGCUUCAGAAAAAGUUUGCCAACUCAAAGAGAUGAACUGGGAGAAGGCAGAGCUGAGUCAGAAACUAGCCAGAGAAAUUGAAGAAAAAACAGCAGCUCUUGACAGUCUCCAACAAGAUAAAGCCACUCUACAACAAAGCCUUUGUUCUAAAGAGAGUGAACUGAAUAGCCUGAGAGUUGAGAUGACCUCCAUUCAACAGCAAUUAUCUGGGGCACACACUCAACUUAAUCAGAGGGGUAUACUCAUUAGUGAUCUACAGGAAACGCUGGAGCAAACAACAGCUUCACAUGCAGAGCAGUUGUCAGCGGUACAAUUAGAUCUGUCUCAAUGUCAACUCAAAUGUGAUGAACUUGAAGGACUGAAGUCAAAGCUUGAGCUAGCACUGGAGCAGACACAGUGCCAGCUUAGCAGUGAGUUAGAGGAAGUCAAUGGACAGCUGACGAGCACACAGCAAGAUCUAACUCUAGCUAAGGGAGCUAACUCUUCUCUGAUGGAAUCUCUUUCUAGUGAGAAGGAACUAGUGGAACAAUUGAAGACUGAUAAAUCAACACUUGAGGACCAACUUUCCAAGAUGCUACUGGAAUCAGAGAAACUGGCACUAAAACUGGAAAAUGAAGUACAGGAACAAGAGAAAACAAUCAAAACUAUGGAGGCCUCACUAGAGAAGCAAAAGAACGAGCAUAAGGAAAGUUUGUCCGAGUGGGAGUUUGCAGAGUCACAGCUACAAGCAUGUGUGUCUGAGAUGACGAAGGACAAAGGUUAUUUGACUGACCAGAUGGACACAUUGGAACAAGAGCUGAAAAAAUCGAGAGCUCAACUAUCGCAAAUUGAAGCAAACUAUGCGCAGAGUGUACAGACAAAUAAGAGAGCUAUUGCUGAGUUGGCAAACGAGAAGCAAGCUGCCUAUGAUGAAAUCUCAACUCUAAAGGGACACACGGAAAUGCUCUCCACUGACAAAGAUGAGCUAACCAAGCAGUGUGCUGUAAUGGAGCAACUAAAAGUGGAAAAUACAGAGCUCAACAAAACUGUUGAAUCACAGCAUAGCCAAAUGCAAAGCUUGCAGACAGAGUUGGAGGUGUUACAAUCUGACUUGGGUUCUAAGAAUGGAGAGUUGUCUGGCUUGAUUGACAAGUACAAGAAAGAGGCGGUAACAUCCCAGGCUGAGUGUGUGAACGUUAAAAAGACCCUGGAAACACAGAUAAGUGAGCUGGAGAUUAAGUGUGAGUCCACGAGGGGAGACCUGACUGCCCUGGUGGACAAGUACAAAACAGAGGCCGAGAAUGCCAGGGAAGAGCACGAACAAACAAAGAGCUCCUUCAAUGAACAGGUGAACGACUUGUGCAGUGUUCUAGAGAAGUACCGAGCUGAGAACCAAAAUAUAUUGGGCAAUAAGGAUCAAGAGAUAGAGAGCUUGAGAAACCAACUGAACAGCACUGAAACAGAUAAAAGAGCUAAUGAGAUGGAAGUGGCCUCGUACAAAGAUAAGAUUGAUUUGCUUCAGAGCGAUCUAUCUGCAAAAAAUGAGGAGAUGAAAGAGCUACUGGAAGCUGUUGAAUGUUUGCAGAAUAAGGCCAAGGUGUCUGCUACUCCUCGACGACCCAGUAAACCACCCUCUCACUUUAUCACUCCUGUCCACUCUACAAGCCCUGACACAGACGAGGCUAUUGUUUCAAGCACCCCUAAGCCUCGUAGCACUGUCAUCAAAAAACUGACAUCAGCUACUCCCAAAGGUCCCUCUAGACUGGCCAAGGACAUGACACGCUCUACACCUCACAGGAUGUACAACCACAGAGUCCCCUCCACCCCAGCAUCCAAGAACACUUUUCCAUUGCAUUCUACCCCAGCAUCCAAAAACACUCGUCCAUUGCAUUCCAUCACUCUCAGUGGAAACAAAGCCAAGAGGAUGCGUAGUCGUGACGAACUCGAGUCUGAGGAAAUGGCAAAGUUCAAAGAGCUCUAUCCUGACACUCCACUCGACGAGGAAGAAGCCGUUUUCAAGAAACCAAAGACAACAAAGGCUAUUGCAGUGCGUAAGGCCUCUUCUACGACUGCCAAGUACUCCCUCUCCAACACCAAGUACAGGCCCCCACUGGCUUCACGCAAUGGGAGCUCAAGACCCAGGAAGAACGGUGGUGGAAAAAAGAAAACAGAUGACAUAUCAUGGUUUGACUCAGACUCUGUAUUUGGCCUAGGUCUAGAUGACUAGACUGAUAUAAUAGUAUCAUUAUCAUAAUCAUUAUCAGUGCAACUUUCACUUAACUUGAAACAGUCAUAAUUAUCAUGUAAACAGGUAAACAGUCAGUCAAUCACAACAUCUCACUCACAUGUGUUUAUGUUCAAUUAUUAUGUCUCAUGUAUUAUAUUAUACUG
Molecule: messenger RNA, 3195 nt
Organism: Halichondria panicea
Lineage: Eukaryota; Metazoa; Porifera; Demospongiae; Suberitida; Halichondriidae
Product: synaptonemal complex protein 1-like
Exons: 21
Coding region: 158-3031 (957 amino acids)
Biological process (GO): synaptonemal complex assembly
Cellular component (GO): synaptonemal complex
Source: RefSeq, a predicted model, not a curated record